AUGGCUGCUACACUUCCUUCACUAGCACAAUCACGUUAUACAGACAUAAAAGAGGAACCGGUCGGAAAAUUAUUGGUACCUAUCAAAGAUUAUGAUACCGAACAACUUCUUCCAUUGGAAGAGGCAGUUGCACCGAUCACACAUCUCUUCAUUGAUUUGGAGGAAUAUGUUUACAUAGCUAAGCACAACUGUCAACAACCCGAAGAUGGAUUGACACAAGAUGAAAGUGCUGCACUACAUCUCUAUACAAUGCAGUUCUCAGCAGGAGACAGCCUGUACGUCAUUCUAAAUCAAACACUUCGGUCAGAACGACGUGAUUUCCUACAACCGUUCUUUAAAUUCCUCAAAGUAUUUAUGACUGCCCUCUUCAAAUUAGAUUUUAUUCGUGCUACUGUAUGGCGUGGUGUACGCGGUGUCGAUUUGAGUCAGAAAUACAAGACAGGUGUAAAAUUUGCCUGGUGGGGAGUUAGUUCGUGUACAACGACACUGGAUAUAUUAGAAAAGUCAGAUUUUCUAGGGAAAACUGGUACACGCACCGUCUUUUCAAUUGAAUGUAUGAAUGGAAAAUCAGUUCUAAAGCACUCCUAUUUCAGUGAAUCAGAGAAGGAAGUUAUUUUGAUGCCCGGUACAUAUUUCGAAGUUAUGGGACAGGCAAAUCCGGCUGAGGGUCUUCAUAUUAUUCAUUUAAAAGAAAUUAAGCCACCAUUUCCAAUGAUCAAGCCACCAUUUGUCAAACAGCAGCAAGGACAAGCUACCCCUUCAGGUUCAAGCUCAGGAUCAAUCGAAUCAUCUAGUAUAACAAAAAGUGCAGUAGGCCGUGAGAGUGACAGUUCAUCGUACAAUACAAAUUCGAUUGCUGCGUCUGUGUCGUCGGAAAUAUCGACCAUUGAAACAGCAACAGCAGCUUUAAAUCUAAAUAAAUUACAACAGAAACCAAGAUUGUGUAUUAAUAUCAAUAAAACUGACCAUUAUCGUAUAAUGACUGCAAAUGAUAAAUAUUUACUUCACAAAGUUAAAGAUAGACUCUGUCUUAUUGAUGUCGAUGGAAAUGAAAUAUUAAAUGUAAACAUAUAUUUUUAUGUGUGGGAUAUGUGCUGGUCAUCAUUUCUAAAUCAAUUUUUGAUACCGGAAUAUAUGGGUGACAGUAAACUCUAUUCAUUAGAUAUCAGUAGUAACAAUGGGUUGAUACCUGUUCUAAAGUUGGAUGGAAGGGUGCCUAGUUGUAGUUGUUACGAAGCUAUAUUGCUUGUAAGCAGUGCGGGAAAAGGAUCAAUUAUUGAAGUUUAUGAGAUGACAGACUCGAAAUUAAUUAGAACCUACAGACCACCUGUAUCGUGUAAAAAAGAUCAAGAAAUUCGGAUGAUUCGAUUCAAUAGCAAUGGAACAUGUGUAGGAGUCGUUUUGACCGUAGGCAGAUUCCCACACUACGCAUCAGCUUCUUUUGAAUUACGUCAGGCAUCCAAUAUGAAAGUAGUACAAAUUGUCAAUUUAGGUAAAGACUCGUCUGAUGUUCUUGCAUUACCUAACGAACAAUUUCUACUGAGUUCACAUGAAAACAGAAAAUUAUUUCUAAUUGAUUCAAAUGGUCAGCUGAAAGAAACAAUUCCAUAUGAUACAGAUGUAAAGUCAACAGCCUUUCUCACCGACAAAAAAUGUCUUGUUAUACAAACAUAUGAAUCGGCUGAACUUCGUUUCUAUGAUUUAUAA
Messenger RNA from Didymodactylos carnosus, 1707 nucleotides. NCBI's taxonomy places the organism in Eukaryota, Metazoa, Rotifera, Eurotatoria, Philodinida, Philodinidae. The record is from the annotation of a GenBank genome assembly.